AUGAUGCGCACCGCCACGAGAAGGGGCGCAACCAGGCGCACGACCGCGAGUUGGGCCACGACAAAAAGAACGGUCGAGAGCAUGGCCGGCAGCAGGUCGGAGCUGGCCUUUUGGCCGCGAUGUGCGACUCGGUUGGGCACGAAGGUUGGGGAUCUAAAGCGUCAGCAUGCGCGCGACGACGAGCAGGAGCGCGCGCAAGAGCAAGACCGGAAGCAGCAAGUCAAAGGCAGGCGCGGCUGGGUGGCAAAACCAAAAAUGAAGUGGCUCGCCCGGUCCAACUUUGGUCGCGACAAGACAAAGUAG
Molecule: messenger RNA, 303 nt
Organism: Saprolegnia parasitica CBS 223.65
Lineage: Eukaryota; Oomycota; Saprolegniomycetes; Saprolegniales; Saprolegniaceae
Exons: 2
Coding region: 1-303 (100 amino acids)
Source: RefSeq, a predicted model, not a curated record